GACCACACAUCCGCCUGAUGGUGGCGAGAAUCAUUGCCGACCGAUCGACACAACAGGGAGGCCCACCGGCCUCCAAAAGAGAUUGAGAAAGGACAUCAAGCAAAUGACGGAUGAAGAGUUCCAGAAGUUUGCGGAAGCACUGAACCUGUUGAAAAACAAUUGGUCGUUAUGUGAUGAUCCAUCCGAUUGUCUGGCCGAUUUCCCUUACACAUACGACUCUCUCCUUGCUUUCCAUCCGUAUUGUCAUCGGGAUCCUCAAGAGUUUUUGGUCAUGCACAGACGGUUACUGUUCGAAGUUGAAACUCGACUUCAAGUGCUGUCUGGCGACUGUAGCGUGACGUUUCCAUACUGGAACUCCAACCGAGAUGCGGGAGACCUCUGGGGUGUCUCGGAGGUUUGGUCUGACACCCGAUAUGGCCGUCCUGAAGGUGGACACGGUCCCGGCGACGAUGAUUCAUGGUGCUCGACAAGAGGCGAACGCCACAACUGUGUCAGGACUGGAGUUGCCCGUGAUUGGACAGAGCGUCCAUUUGCGCACAGACGCAGCUGCUCGUAUUGUGUCAACCGAGCUCCGCGUGAGGAUUUUCAUCUCACAGCCUUUCCGGUGCUGAUGGCAGGCCUUUAUCGGAGGACGAGGUUUGAACACUUCCAGUCCUGGAUUGAAGCUGUUCACGCGCAGCUCCAUAUCGCCAUAGGCGGAGACAUGGCCAUCCUCCCGUUUGCAACAGCCGAUCCAGUUUUCCUCCUGCAUCAUGCCUUCGUUGACUACCUUUUUCUCAUCUGGCAGGUUCACCAGCAUGACUCGGGCAACGAGGAGUGGAACUGUCAGAGUUGCAGCACUAGAAUGACCCAUUGGAGGUCACGCAGAACCGAAUGGAUGGGAAGAUACAACCCUGAGCAUCGUUGCUAUGAGGUUCCACUGUCAAGCCCGACUGCCUGUGUUGGAUACUCGGGCCCGGUUCACAGAGAUCGCGUUUCUCAGAUGAUUGGGUCGGGUAUGCCGACCUUGGAAUCCUCCGCUGCUGCAGAGGCAGAAAUUGAAGAUUGUGUGGAGGAUCUCCUGGACGACAUCGAGCUCGGCAAGAUGUCUGCAUCGCAGAUCGAAGAGGAGGUUGUGCUCACAAGCAAAUUCCGAGUGGGAGGUGUGAAGCGCAAUUGCCGAGAGUGGUUUGGCUCCAUGAGGUCGAUGGAGCACAUGCACUCCGAGCAUAUGGACGACGUUCUCGACAACAGGAUCAAAUCAUGUCAGAUGAUGGAAGUUGAGAAUUUCCAUGAGCAGGAGAAGUUCCUGUUUGAACCAACCGCCACCAAGAGCGAAAAGAGGACCGAAGUCAAAUGCCGACGAGCUCACGUUGGGACAUGA
Symbiodinium necroappetens is the source of this 1363-nucleotide messenger RNA. NCBI's taxonomy places the organism in Eukaryota, Dinophyceae, Suessiales, Symbiodiniaceae. The record is from the annotation of a GenBank genome assembly.